AUGGCAGAUAAAUUGAAAACGACCUCUAGCAUAUCGUCGAAUACAACACAACAGGCUUCCACUGCUCGGCCCAAUAGCAGGGAGGCGGAGCUGAUGACCAAGCUGGCCGAACACAUCAGCGACAGCUAUCGAAUGGUCAAGCAUCGACAACAUAAGUUGUACGAUCUGACAAAUCAAAUGAAAAUGCAAGAUCACAACUCGGCCGCUGGUCGGUUGAGGGAUGGCAAAUUGUCGUCGGACGAAGAAUGGCAGGAGGUGUAUUCACCUAAAAACAAACUGAAGCGCAAGAAGACCCUCUCGGCGUCAUUGACUUCAGUGACAGAUUCUGUGAAUCAGGAAAAACGUACUCGUAUCGAGGGUAUACAAUUGAAUUGUCGCGGUAAAUUGAAUCUGAAGGAAAAUCAGAAUACAAGCGCGGAAAAUCAAAACCGAAAACAACAUCCGCACCAACAACAACAAACACAAAGGCGUUCAGCCAUAAAUUUGGAAAAGCCAGAGAAAUCAAAUGGCAAACCUCCGUUGCCACCAAAAAUCGCCAAUCAAAGUGAAACUACGCCAAAUGCCAAGGCGCCAGGAGUUACACCACCUCCGCCCAGACUCAAGCGUAAGCUUCAGGAGAAUGUUCAGACAAUACAAAAGUUAAAUGCUCUGGCAGAGCAAUUACGUUUGGAAAUUAAUGAACUUAAAUCCAACCUGACCACCGAAAGGGGAGCUGUACGAGUGCUGAGAGCUCAAAAUGAAGCUGAAACUCGAAAAUGGAAAGCCGAGGUAAAGAAACUGCAAAAUGUUGUUGAACAUUUGAAGAAAACUGGCGUCCCAAAGAAGACAUCCGAGACAUCCUCAACCAAUGCAAAUGCCGAUAACUUGCCACAGGCCGCUGUGGGCGGCCUCGUUAACUAUGAAAUCCAAAGACUGACCAAUGAAAUUAAUGCCUUAAAGGAAGCUAAUAAAGCCCUGGAAGAAAAGAAAGUGAUUAAUUGCGACGCUGAUAGAAGAAAAGCAGCUGAUAUACGCGAAUUAAAAGAUUCUUAUGAAAUCCGAUUGACUCAAAUACAAAAAUCUGCCAAAAUUGAAAUAUCACGAUUGCUAGAGGAAAUAAAAACCAAAGAACGUAAUAUUGGGCAACUGAAAAAGGAUUUACAGACAUUACAAAACUCAAAGAGUUUUACCAGCAGAAAUGCAACGACAAAUAAAUCAAAUAUUUCAACGAAUAAAACGACGACGCUUAAUUUAGAUAAAAAACCAAAGAUUAGUACUAACAACUGCAACAGCAACAACAACAAUAAUAAUAAUAGCAACAAUGCAACUACAUCAAGUAGUAGUAAUAAUAAUAAUGACAAAACCCAGAUGCUGCCACCUAGCGGUGUUUGCUGCAAUUGCAAACAGCAAAUGCCGCCGCAACAGCAGCAGCAACAACCACCACAAACGGAAAUCCGCCAAACAACAUCGUCUAACGAUGUUGCAUCAAACAUCCCCAUCACACCUGUUAAGGAAGAAUGCAACGUGGAAACAAAAGAGAAGGAAACCCAAACAGAGUUGGAAAACUCCGAAGAGAUUUCCAAAUUGAAAAAUAUUGAACUAAUUAAUAACACAAAAAAUGUCACAACAACGAAUCUCCAGAGAUCAGCAACAAAAAUACUCACCAGCCGCGACAGCGGCAAAGAUGUUGAAAAUGUGUCGGCAUCUCUAAAAUCCAUACACCAACAAUUGAAAGCACUCGAUAUACCUGAAGUACAACAACACAACAAUUGCAUGAAUCUAAUCAAUGAGAAUGGACAAUUUAGUACGCUACUCACCACCUCAACCACCAAUAACCAUACCACAUCCAAUUGCAACUCUUCCUCUCCCCCAUCUUCUAAUGUAAAUGGAAAAAUGUUAGAAACUAACAACAAAGAGGAGCUGAUCGCCGAUCAUUCAGAAGAUGAUCAAGAACUGACACAACAUUUAAAUAACAAGGCCAUAGAAGAAGAAGAGAUAGCUAAGCAAACAGAUCUUCAUCACAAUCACAGUCACUCGGAUUCUGAUUCGGCAUUAUCCUCUGCACCGCCUAGUAUAAGUCCACAGCCGCCCGCUAAUGGUGUGGAGCCAACAGAUAUUUGGCAAACGAUACGCAGCUACAGCAAUGACAUUGAAAAGUUGCAGAAAGAAGUCGAUUCCUUGAAUAAGGAGAACGAUAAGCUACGCCAGGAAUUGAGUAUGGCCAAAGAACAAAUCAUUGAUUUGGAAAAUGUUGCAUUAGAGCACAAUACCAGUAAUGAAAAACAUCAACAAUUAUUGGAAAGAAUAAAAUGUUUGGAGGACAUCGAAAGCGAUCUAAGGGAACAAAAUGAACUUUUGGAAUUUAGAAUACUUGAACUGGAAGAUAAUGCUGGUGAUAAGUGGUCGCUACAAAGCGCUGUCAAUCCCGGUGCAAAUGUGCCACAGGGCAAUCAGAAUGUUUGGUCAUGUCCGUCGGGUGCUGGCCAAACGAAAACAGAUCCCUUCGAAAUGUUAUUCGGCAGUAACAGCCACACAAGUACAACGUCCAACAGUGCCCAGCUGGAUUCAGGCAUUAUAUCACCACAAAGUCAGAGCCAUCACGAUGAUCUAAUCGAUAUCAACAACGACGAGUUGUGUCGCCGUCUGGGCGACCUGCUGAAGAAGACGACGCUCGAUGAUGAGGAGAAGCAUUGCUUGCAACAGGUUCUGAAUUUGGUGCAACAAUUGGAUGCCCUAACACCGCGUAGUGGUCCCAGCUCACUGCUGGCAAAUUCGUCGAGUGAAGAGGCCAGUAGCAUGGAUGGCUUGGUAAAAACGCGCAUUUCCGAAUUCAGCAGUACAACAUCAUCGCCAUUGUCUAGCAUUCGUUCGAAUAGCGACAAGUGCUGCACUUCAUCAGCUACAAAAUCAGCAUCAUCGUCAUCAACAAGUCCUGCUACGCCUCGCAUUGUUGCCACUGUCCAGCCGUACAACAGCCAACAGAUUGUACCGCACAACAGCCCCACAGAUUCGCCUCGCAAAGCACGAGUCCAGCACCAGUAUAACAAUAGUCUAAGUGAAAGUGGUGUGUUCGUAGAAUCCGAUUUCCUAAGCGAAUCGGGCGAGAAUACGGUCUGUACCCAAACCGAUUUCGACAACUAUCUGAGCACACCAACCAAAAACGUACCUGCCCACACUAGCCACCAUCUGCAUCCGUUACAGUACCCACCUUCGCCCAACCUAAGUGAACAAAAGCGCCUGCAAUACUACAAAGAACGUUUGGAAGCUCUCGAGGGCAAAAUACAAAUAUACGAGAGUUCGGGAGACGUGCAAGCCAAACGAUUGGCCGAGCGUCUGCAGCGCGAAAUUCUCCUCGAGAAAGAAGUUAAAGAGUUGCGAGAUCGCGUCGAAUUCUUGGAAAGUGAAAACUGCACCCUCGAGGAGGAAAAGUGUGAAUUUGAGGAGGCUGAGAAUGACACCAGACUCCGACUCCAGAGGUUAGAAAUCGAAUUGGAAAUUCUCAGUCAACGCAACGUUGAGCUGGAAAUGUCCAGAGAGGCGCUUAGUGCCAAGUACAAAGAUUGUCAUUCGGAGUGUCUGAUUUUACGUGACGACAUAGCAACAAACGAAACCCAUAUCCGCCAUCUGGAGGAAGACAAACAAAAGGCCAAAGAAAAUUUCGAAUUUUUACACAAUAUUUUGCCAGUGUUGUUGGUGUACAACACCGCCUGUACGAUAUCUCAGGCUCAGCAACAAAUACCACCACCCAUAGAACAGGGAACAACCGCAACAAAAGAAAUGGGCAAUCAAAUGACCGCCGCUUCAAACGGUAGUCGUUCUCCAUGUGCUGAGAUGGUGCAAAGGGAAGAAGUACGCAGUCCCGACAACUGUCUUUGCCACGAGCGGGAAAUUAACUACCUUAAGGAGGAAAUCAAAUGUCUACGACAUCAAAUCAAAGAAUUGAAUAGUCGGCACUAUGCGGCCAUGGAAUCUGCCGAUUCCCACUGGGUUGAUCUGGAAAGGGAAUACAAAGAACGCGAAGAGCAAUUCCGAUCGAAGGAGCUUUCUCUGAAACAGAAAAUACAAAAAUUGCAAGACUGUUUGCGUGAAGAUGCUCGUUCAGCUAAUGAGAAGAUUUGUCAACUAGAGGAGACCGAACAGGGUCUAAAGACCUGCCUUGUGAAGGUCUCAAAGGAACACCAAAAACUUGUCGAGGAGCACAAAUGCUUGGUAAAUGAAUUUGAGCGUCUCAAAGAACAGCACGACCAACUGAAGGAACAACAAAAGCCCCUAACCGAAGCCCUGGAUGUUGAGAAGAAACGUAACAAGGGCCUAAUGGACGAGCUGACCUUUAUGCGCAAGCUGCAGCAUGAAACCGAAAAUCAAACCAAGAGCGAACUGGAUAUAAUGCGCAAUCAGAUAUUUGAUUUGAAGAAGGAAUAUCUGCACAUUGAGGUGACAAAUGGUGAGCUAAGGGAAGAGGUGGCCACAUUGGAGCUGCAGGUGGAGACGCUGCAGAAUGCCCAUCGGGAUUGUGAAGAAAAGGUACGCUGUCUUACCGACGAGAUACGCACCAAGGAUGAAAUAUGCCAAAAAUUGGAGAAGCGAUUGGAACGUUCAGAAGGCUAUAGUUUAGCUGACGAACUGGGAGAUACACCUUCGAAGCGCUUCAAACGCGAAGAUGUCAAGGAUUUGCAAACAGCUAGCAAAGGUUUGGGUAAUGCCUUGAGACACAUGACUGAAUGUGAGAAGAUGCUUCCCACCCAAAAACAAUUUCAAACCGUAGCCCGAGAUGUCAAGAAACUAGCCGAUACUCUUCUACAUGGCGAUUUAAAAGAUGACGAUGAGAAGACGCAGCGUCCUCCGAAACUAAUUUUGACCGAAAUAACGAGAAUAUAAAUACACCUCAGCAGCAACCUUCAA
This is a messenger RNA of Musca vetustissima, 4881 nucleotides long. It is a transcript of the gene Pif1A, whose product is annotated as repetitive organellar protein. The transcript is spliced from 11 exons. Lineage: Eukaryota; Metazoa; Arthropoda; Insecta; Diptera; Muscidae. The coding region runs from base 1 to 4857 and encodes 1618 amino acids. The record is from RefSeq and is a predicted model, not a curated record.